GCAGGAAAAAUGAAGCCCAUCUUCUGUGGAAAUUUUGAGUAUGACGCACGACCAUCUGAUCUGGAACGGCUUUUCAGUAGAUAUGGGAAGGUUGAGAGAGUGGAUAUGAAGUCUGUUCGGCAUUUUCUCAAGAAUCAAACAAAAAAUUUUCAAAGGAGAAAUGCAGUAUCAGUGAGUGAGGGUCAUGAGGAUUGUGAACAUCUAGAAGUUGCUGUUAAGAAACUCUCCCUGGCGUCAACAACAGCUUCAUUGGAUCAUGAUCAGUUAGAUCCAUUUGCCACAUUAUCAUCAGUUUGUGGACAGUCAUCUCCUUCAACGCUAAAGAAUGCAUUCUCCAAAUAUUGGUUUGUCUCUUAUCCCCAUUCCAACUUGCUAAUGUGUUCAUGAGUAGAUAUUUUACAUACAUGGCACGCCUUGCUUGAUUUCCUUUUUUAUGCUCUUUUAUAUGUUUGUCAU
Molecule: messenger RNA, 456 nt
Organism: Alnus glutinosa
Lineage: Eukaryota; Viridiplantae; Streptophyta; Magnoliopsida; Fagales; Betulaceae
Exons: 2
Coding region: 10-387 (125 amino acids)
Molecular function (GO): RNA binding
Source: RefSeq, a predicted model, not a curated record